Melopsittacus undulatus (budgerigar) is the source of this 2940-nucleotide messenger RNA. RefSeq names its product Rho GTPase activating protein 44 (gene ARHGAP44). Gene Ontology annotation, cellular component: dendritic spine; intracellular anatomical structure; cytoplasm. The coding region runs from base 56 to 2317 and encodes 753 amino acids. Gene Ontology annotation, biological process: neurotransmitter receptor transport, endosome to postsynaptic membrane; modification of dendritic spine; regulation of dendritic spine morphogenesis. Gene Ontology annotation, molecular function: protein binding; GTPase activator activity. NCBI's taxonomy places the organism in Eukaryota, Metazoa, Chordata, Aves, Psittaciformes, Psittaculidae. The record is from RefSeq and is a predicted model, not a curated record. The transcript is spliced from 20 exons.
CCGUGGCCCCCCGCUGCCCUCCCGCCUGAGGGGCGCCCGCGCCGCCGCCGCCACCAUGAAGAAGCAAUUCAACCGCAUGCGCCAGCUCGCCAACCAGACCGUGGGCAGGGCUGAGAAGACAGAGGUUUUGAGUGAAGAUCUCCUGCAGGUGGAGAAGCGCCUGGAGCUGGUGAAGCAGGUCUCCCACAGCACCCACAAGAAGCUGACAGCAUGUCUGCAGGGCCAGCAAGGCGUGGAUGCUGACAAGCGCUCGAAGAAGCUGCCGCUGACGACACUGGCACAGUGCUUGAUGGAGGGGUCAGCUGUUCUGGGCGAUGACUCCCUGCUAGGGAAGAUGCUGCGGCUGUGCGGGGAGGCAGAGGACAAGCUGGCUCAGGAGCUCAUCCACUUCGAGCUGCAGGUGGAGAGGGACGUCAUCGAGCCCCUCUUCGUGCUGGCUGAGGUGGAAAUCCCAAAUAUCCAAAAGCAGAGGAAGCACUUGGCAAAGCUCGUGCUGGAUAUGGACUCCUCCAGGACAAGGUGGCAGCAGUCCGCCAAGUCCUCGGGUUUGGCCAGCAACCUGCAGCCCUCGGGUGCCAAAGCCGAUGCCCUCAGGGAGGAGAUGGAGGAGGCGGCCAACAGAGUGGAGAUCUGCAGGGACCAGCUCUCCGCUGACAUGUACAAUUUUGUGGCCAAAGAAGUAGACUAUGCAAACUAUUUCCAAACGCUCAUCGAGGUGCAGGCCGAAUACCACCGGAAAUCCCUAGCACUGCUGCAGAGCGUCCUGCCUCAGAUUAAAGCCCAGCAGGAGGCAUGGAUGGAAAAGCCCUCCUUCGGGAAGCCCUUGGAGGAGCACCUGGCCGUCAGUGGGAGGGAGAUCGCUUUCCCUGUGGAGGCAUGUGUGACGAUGCUCCUGGAGUGCGGCAUGCAGGAGGAGGGUCUUUUCCGAGUAGCUCCCUCGGCCUCCAAGCUGAAGAAGCUCAAAGCUGCCCUGGACUGCUGCGUGGUGGACGUGCAGGAGUACUCGGCUGACCCACAUGCCAUUGCAGGAGCCCUCAAGUCCUACCUGCGAGAGCUGCCAGAACCCCUCAUGACAUUUGAGCUGUAUGAGGAGUGGAUCCAGGCCUCCAACAUCCCAGAGCAGGAGAAGCGGCUGCAGGCUCUCUGGAACACCUGCGAGAAGCUGCCCAAAGCCAACUACAACAACAUCAGGUACGUGAUUAAAUUCCUGGCCAAGCUGACCGAGUACCAGGACAUGAAUAAAAUGACACCGAGCAAUGUGGCCAUCGUGCUGGGGCCCAACCUCCUUUGGCCACAGGCGGAUGGGAACAUGACAGAGAUGAUGACGACCGUCUCACUGCAGAUCGUGGGCAUCAUUGAGCCACUCAUCCAGCAUGCCGACUGGUUCUUCCCUGGAGACAUUGAGUUCAACGUGACGGGCAACUACGGCAGUCCCAUGCACAUCAACCACAAUGCCAACUACAGCUCCAUGCCCUCCCCAGACAUGGACCACGCAGACCGCCGGCAGCAUGACCAGGCACGGCGGCCCCUUAGCGUGGCCACAGACAACAUGAUGCUGGAGUUUUACAAGAAGGAUGGCAUGGGUGUCAGGGUGAUGGACACCUCGUGGGUGGCUCGUCGAGGCACGUCUUCGGCGCGCAAGGCGGCCUCCACCCCCCCAGCCGCGCAGCCACCUGCACCGCCCUCAGAGCUGCCCCCCACGCCCCACUCACCCAUUCCCGAGCAAGCACUGGACACGUCCGCUACCCCUUCCCCACCUCCCACCAGCUUUGGAUUCCCCCCAGGAGCUGAGCGGACAAGCACUCUCGGACCCCCGGAGCCCCCCCCCGGGGCCGGGCAGCUCCACGGCAGCCCCGGGCCGGUUCCGACCGAGCAGAGCCCGCUCGCCCCGCGCAAAGUGGCCAAGAAGCUGGCGCCCAUCCCGCCGCGGGCGGCCGCGGGGGAGCCGGGGGGGGGGCAGCCGUCCCCCGGCAGCCUCUCCCCCACCCCCCCCAGCACCCCCGCCGCGUUCGGCCCCGCCGCCCCCCCCGGGCCCUGCCCGCCGCCCCACCGAGCAGGGACAAGCGGUGACAUCCCUGGUGGUGGCACUACCAUGGUACCAGCCCUGGCGGGGUGUCCUACUGCCGAGCUCCCGCUGUGGUGUCCGCCAUCACUCUGCCCUCCUGCAGGUCUGCUCCGUUUUGAGGUCCCCUCCCUCCACGUCCCCCCAGAUGCCGCCCUGUGCCGGGACCUGCCGGAGGCACCACAGAGACUCUCGGGGCCAGGCCCAGCCACCCGGCCAGAGGAGGAGGAGGAAUCGGAGAGCACAGCCCUAUGACAGUGUCCCUGUCCCCAAGCUCAUCCUUGCAUCACCCAGGGGCCAGCACUGGCUGUCGGCACCAAGUGUCCCUGGCACGGCAGUUUUGUGUGGCAAAGUGUCCAGUUUGGGGGCAGUCGCUGUUUUUGAGUUCAGUUUUUUUUUCGCCUUAUCCAGACUUUGCCUUUCAACAGGGUGCCUGCCCCCCCCUCCCCUGCCCCGCAGCACCCAUGGUCCUGGGGUGAUGCCACCAUCUCCUCCGUGCCCUGAUGGUGGGUACCACUGGGUACCAGCCAGGUGACAAUGAGCUCGAUGGUGCUUUGCAGUGGGAUUUCAUUUCUUCAGCUUCUGCCCCCUCCACUUGUUUGCUGGAGCAGGACGGGACCUGAUCAGCAAUAACAGGACGUGCCCCCCUCAGGCUUUUGGGGUGCCACAGGGGAAGGGCACGUGUCCCUUGGCACCCACUGUCCCUGUGGGCUGGUGGCUUUGGUUGUGCAUGCAAAGACAAAUUAACCUUUUAUCCUUCCCAGAGAGAUAAGAGAUAUAUAUCUAUAUCAGCAGAGAUACAUAUACUAUAUAUUUGUAUCUAUAGAGAGAAAAAAAUAUAGAGAUUUGUUUUAUUUGGAGCCGUUCUUGCCCACCCA